Molecule: messenger RNA, 1828 nt
Organism: Malus domestica (apple)
Lineage: Eukaryota; Viridiplantae; Streptophyta; Magnoliopsida; Rosales; Rosaceae
Product: vacuole membrane protein KMS1-like
Cellular component (GO): endomembrane system; endoplasmic reticulum; membrane
Source: RefSeq, a predicted model, not a curated record
CGAGUCAAAACCUACACUAUACGUGGCACUUUCCAAGUCUCCAACAAACACGCUAAACCGUGCUUGCUCGCUCUCUCCCCGCGUCCCAGCAGCUCGAUUCCACUUUUCGCGCUCUUCGAUUUCUCUCUCUACGAAUCCCUAAUUUCCAAUCCAAAAAUUCCAAAUCGCACGUAUCGAUUCAGUUUUUAGGGUUUUUGAAUGGAUCCCACCGACGCAGCCUCGUCGAAUUCCACGGAUUCCUCCAUCUCCGAACUCCGUUUGAAGCAUCACCAGGAACUAGAAAAUUUAACGCUUGCAACGCAACCGUUAAAGACAUUAAAGUAUUUCAAUUUGGCUAUUGGCCAAUAUGUUCGGCGUUUUAUGGCGAGAGGUGGUUGGUUUCUGCUUCUAAUUAUGUUAGCAGGAGGUAUAGGAGUGAUCACUGCGACAGUUGGUGGACCUCAACAAGAGCAUAUCCGGGAGCUUAUUCGUUAUCUGCAAUUUGGACUCUGGUGGCUGGCUCUUGGUGUAGCAUCAUCUAUUGGUCUUGGAUCUGGUUUGCACACGUUUGUGCUGUAUUUGGGGCCUCAUGUAGCUCUGUUUACCAUGAAAGCCGUGCACUGUGGCAGAGUUGACAUAAAAAGUGCCCCAUAUGACACCAUUCAGUGGAGAAGUGGUCCUUCAUGGCUGGAUAGAGAAUGCUCUGAAUAUGGGACACCCCUAUUGUUAUCACAGCACGGUUCAAGGGUUCCGCUUAGCAGUAUAUUGCCUCAGGUUCAGUUAGAGGCCAUUCUAUGGGGAGUUGGAACUGCACUGGGAAAGCUUCCUCCUUAUUUCAUAUCAAGAGCUGCUAGUAUAUCUGGUCAAAAAUUGGAAGUCAUGAAAGAAUUGGAUUCUUCAUCAACUGAAGACAGUGGAAUGGUAGCUAGUCGCCUCAACCGGAUGAAAUCAUGGCUUCUUUCACAUACACAAUAUCUGAACUUUUUAACUAUAUUAGUUCUUGCUUCGGUGCCCAACCCUCUAUUUGACCUUGCUGGGAUAUUGUGUGGACAAUUUGGCAUUCGAUUUUGGACGUUCUUUCUAGCAACAUUGAUUGGAAAGGCAUUUAUUAAGACUCACAUACAGACAGUUUUCAUCAUCUCAGUUUGCAACAAUCAGCUUCUCGACUUGGUAGAAAAUAAAUUGAUUUGGUUGUUCAGCUUUUUCCCUGGAUUUGGUUUGUUUGUGCCCAACCUCAUCACCAAAUUACAUACAAUGAAAGACAAGUAUAUACACGCCUCACCUCCAGUCGCCUCUAACAGCGAGAUUUUUGACCGAAAGUGGGGGAAUGCAAUCUAUUGGCCAGUUGGAGAAAAAGUGGGACUUAUCCUUUAGUUCGAUUUGGAACACUGUUGUGUGGCUCAUGCUCAUGAACUUUUUCAUCAAGAUUGUGACGGCAAGUGCACAAAGCGUUCUCAAGGAAGAACAUGAAAAGGAGUUGACUGCGUUGUCGAACAAUCUGCAUACAUCCAAACAAAAAAGUAUUGCUAGUUGCAGCCAAGCCUCUGAUUGAAUCUUCCGAAGGCUGUUCCGGUUUGGUUAUAUUUUUCCUUAUCUGGUAUUCACGGCAUUGGAGUUUAGCGGCAGAAUUUUUGUAUCUGCCGCGAUUAUUUCUCCCGUAGCUUCCACCCGUUUAUCUCUCUUUCAAUUUGUACGUAUAAAACAUGAAAUGAAACAUAGGUUAAUCCGUAGAAGUAUCUACAUGUAUCAUAUUUAUAGGGGGAAGUUUAUCGGCGAUUCUUGAUCUGACUUUGUAUCUUAGAAAUCUGCCCAUUCUGGGAAAUGCAAUGGAAUAAAAUCCAUCAAGACA